GGGGAGAGGGGGCACCGGGCACGAGCAGCGCGAACACAUGGACCAGAAUGGCGGCUCCUUCCUCGCCGUCCGCCGCCUCUCCGGACACCACCCAUCAACGGCGGACGUCGUGUCCGGGUCGACGGCGUGGAUCGGGAGGGGCUUCUCCUGCGUCUGCGUGCAGAGGAGGGAGAGCGACGCGCGCAUUUCCUUCGAUCUGACCCCGGUCCAGGAAGAGUGUCUGCAAAGAUUGCAGAACCGGAUAGAGGUGCCGUACGAUAGUCAGAAUAGAGAACAUCAGGAAGCACUGAAAGCCCUUUGGCAUGCUUCUUUUCCUGGAACUGAACUUUUAGGACUAGUGUCAGACCAGUGGAAGGAGAUGGGAUGGCAAGGGAAGGAUCCGUCCACAGACUUCAGGGGCGGUGGCUUUAUCUCUUUGGAGAAUUUACUAUACUUCGCUAAGAACUAUCCGAAAUCCUUCGAGGAGCUCCUUUGUAAGCAGAAUGGUGACAGGGCAUUAUGGGAAUAUCCAUUUGCUGUUGCUGGCGUGAAUAUUACGUUCAUGCUUAUUCAGAUGCUUGAUCUUCAAGCAGCUAAGCCAAGGUCUUUGAUUGGAGCAGUGUUUCUAAAUUUACUUAUAGAAAAUGAUCGAGCUUUUGACAUUCUUUACUGCAUAACCUUUAAGCUGAUGGAUCAGAAAUGGCUUGAAAUGCACGCCACGUAUAUGGAUUUCAAUACUGUUAUUAAAUCCACAAGACGCCAACUCGAGAGAGAAUUAUUGCUUGAAGAUAUUCAGCAAAUUGAGGACAUGCCGUCAUACAGUUUUCUUGCCCGCUAGCAACUGAAGUCUGACCUAACAUUGCCACGUGUAGCGAAGCUCUUCUUACAUGCUACUAAAUUAAGAAUAUCGCCUUGCAGACCCACGUACGUGAAAAAUGAGCUCGAUAUGUGCUGGAAUAUAGGAUCUCAGGGAUUUGCUUCUUC
Molecule: messenger RNA, 963 nt
Organism: Lolium rigidum
Lineage: Eukaryota; Viridiplantae; Streptophyta; Magnoliopsida; Poales; Poaceae
Product: ELMO domain-containing protein A-like
Exons: 9
Coding region: 38-817 (259 amino acids)
Source: RefSeq, a predicted model, not a curated record